CGGCCCCGCCCCCUCUCUAACCGCGGAGGAGUAUGGGUAGAAAGCGGGGCUUCGCGGAAGCGCCGGUGGAUUCCAAGAUGGCGGCGGGGUGCUGUGGAGUGAAGAAGCAGAAACUGUCGAGCUGCUCGUCCUCUUCCACCUCCUCCAACGAGAACCACUGCAAGGACGUGACCCGCGCUAACGGCUUCAGUGGCUGCCCCGGCGGCAGGAACAUGGUCGUCAACUCGGAAAUGUGCUGCUUCUGCUUCGACGUCCUGUACUGCCAUCUGUACGGAUAUCAGCCGCCCCGGAGCCCACGAUUCACCAACGACCCAUACCCAUUAUUUGUGACAUGGAAGAUUGGUCGUGAUAAACGGUUGCGAGGAUGCAUAGGUACUUUUUCUGCCAUGAACCUACAUUCAGGACUCAGGGAGUACACUCUUACCAGUGCCCUUAAAGACAGUCGUUUUCCUCCAAUGACGAGGGAAGAAUUACCACGGCUUUUCUGCUCAGUGUCUCUUCUUACCAACUUUGAAGAUGUUGGGGAUUAUUUAGAUUGGGAGGUGGGUGUACAUGGCAUUAGAAUAGAAUUCAUCAAUGAAAAAGGAUCAAAACGCACCGCCACAUACCUGCCGGAGGUUGCGAAGGAGCAAGGCUGGGACCACAUUCAGACCAUAGAUUCCUUGUUACGAAAGGGUGGCUACAAACCUCCCAUCACUAAUGACUUCAGGAAGACCAUUAAACUGACCAGGUACCAUAGUGAAAAGAUGACACUCAGUUACUCAGAGUAUCUAGCUCACCGCCAGCAUCAUCACUACCAGAAUGGCAUUGCACACCCUCUACCACCGUACAACCAUUAUUCCUGACAAUGACUUGCAUGACCAGUCACUUGAUCUUUCAGCGGACCUCUUCCCAGGGGACCCUUCCCCUUCUUGGUCUAGCUAUCUCUAUUACUGUACCAUUUUAUGAUGAUAGUUUCCGUUGCCAUAUUGGCAUGCAGCUAUUAGCUGAUGUCAAUUUGGCAACGGGUGGUAUCAUCUCAUAAUUACGAAUCAAUAUAUUUUCUUUCAGCAUGCCUUUUUAAAAUAAGUUCCAAUGAAAUUGUCACAUUUUGUUUUUGCAUUCCCAAAAUUUCCUAAACCUGUGGCUGAAUGGAAGGAGAGUUGAAAUGAGGUAGGCUGUAAGUUGCAAGAACAGUUUUUUCAAAUAGUACCUUUGUUUUUGGGCAGAUAUUAGACCUCCAUUUCUUUAAUGAUUGGAUAAACUUUCUUAAAAGUCAGUAUACUAUAUAGUUUCAAAUGCUGUAAAAGAGUUAUACAUCAUUGCAGCUUUGCUGCUUUUGAUUGGCAUAAAUUCCUUUGUCAUCCUCAACAUUUUAGUAUGAAUGACUUUUUUAAACUAGCUACCUUUUUGUUUUAAAAUGCAGCUUUCAGAGGAUAACAAGAGUUUAUAAAAAGGGCUACAUUGAAUUAUUCAAGUAUCAAACUAUUAAGUGUGGUACUCAAUAGGCAUUUAGCCUCCCAUGACUGAGAUACUUCUCAAAAUUUCCACCAUAGAAUUGUUAUUGGGUAUACUUAUCAGGUGAAAAGUAAUCAAAAAUAUGCCUCAUACCAUAUGGCAGUGUAUAUGUGGGUGGGUGGGUGUGUGUGUGUGUGCAUAUGUGGGUAGGUAUAUAUUAUAUAAAUAAAAUUCCUAUAUAAUGCAGUUUUUUAUUCCUUGUGGGGAAAGACUUCAUUAUGGAACUUGAGACAAAACUCAAGUUUUUUUCAAAAACUUGCAUGGAGUGAAAUUAAAUUUAAUUUGAUUUAUGGGUUAAAAGUGCAUAAAUGUAAUUAUGCAGAUCAAAAUUGCACAACAUUGUGUUGGCGUUUGUGUACUCAGUCUCUACCUACUUGCUGUUUUCCCCAGGAAUAAUGGAAACUUCUAUUUUAAAGAAGGUAUAUAAGACUACCUAGGAGGCCAUAUAUUCUGUGUUCAGUACUUCCUUUGGGAUUGGGCACUUAGUUUUGAAUUAGUGAAGAUAAUGACUAGAUUUAGAAUUUCUUUCCAUGAAGAUGGGUAUACCCAAUAUGCAUAUCUUGGAGCUAUAAGGAAACACCUUUGAAAUGUAUAAUCAGCCAUUUGUUGAAUUUUAACUUGGCUUUGGCAGUGCAGCAGAAUGAUGAAUAUUUCUUCAAAAAAAAAUUAAUUCUCCCAGCUCAAUUUCUGACCAAAUUAGUAUUUUAAAAAAACAGUACGGAUGUGGAAUUUCUUCUAGGAAACUAAACAUUGGCUUAAUUUUUUCCAAUUGUUAGCAAGGCCUUCUGUGAUUCUUUGUUUCGAGCACCUGUUUAUAUACCUGUAAUCUUUGGUAAAACCAAUAUAGUUUGAGUUAAGCUGCUUAGUUUAUAGAUGAUUAAACAUAAUUUUCUAUGUUUUGAACUUAAAUACGAUUGCAUUAGUCAAUGUGAGGCAUUGUUAAUUAUACUGGAAAAGAGGGAGUUGAGACUCAAGGUGACUGGGCAAGCAAGGUGCUAUAACUCAGGAAUUAUUAACGUGGAGUAUUUGUGCAACCUGAGGCCCCCAACACAUCUGUGUAAAACUUACUUUUCACAGCCACUUAUGGUCAGGGUUUGAAAUUUAAAUUAGCAAAGUUUUUUUUAUGACCGUGCGAAUUUUCCAAUUAAAUGAACUGUUUGGGAAAACAGGAUGAUCAGAUGUGGGUUAAUUUAGAUAUCUGCUCUCAGUUGCCACAAAUCCUAGCUGGAACAUUCACAGGUUUCAGAUCAUCAAUUUCUGGUUUAGUAUGGUAAAAUAUGUUAGAAAUAUGAAGAUUAAUAAUAUGGUGUUAUUUGCUGAGCUCUACUUUUGCCUGUUCUUCCUUUUUAAAAAAAAAAAUUCAUGUAUCAGGAAAGAAAAGACUGCAGGUGACUAUCUAAAUUACGAGUUUAGGUUACGUGUACAUGGAAUUAUUAUACAGUUGAUAUUGAAGGACAGUGUUCCUUUGUCGUGGUUUGGGAGAGCAGAUUAAUCUGUUUUAGAUCAAUUUAGAUCAUUAACUGUCAUUAAAACAGUUGAAUCAAAUCUCAGACGAUACCUCAAUAGCAUUUCCUCAUCCACCUAUUAUUUCAUUAACUUUGAAUCUAUUUAAAUUUUAGCCAUGGAUAUGGCUAUGUAAUUUUGAAAUAAUUGUAAUUAUACACCAACAUUAAUUAUAUAUUAGAACCUUAAGAUCAGUUGUCACCUCAGUUUUCGUUUGAAGGCACUUUUAUUAAAAAUCCAGCUAAUUAUUAAGGAUCAGCUAAGUUUGAGACCCUAUAGUAAAAACUGUCUGCUUUGUAAAGGAUCUAUAGCAAUUUCUAGUAUCCAUUAAUGGUUUGCUUUAUUGGAUAUGUUCAAACAGGCUGAUUUUUAAAUUUAAUCAGAGUUGGAGAAAACCAUCAAUUGCCCUUAUGAAUAUCCUCAAAUGUGUAGAUGAAAUGGUGAUUAAAGGUACAGUCUUUGGACUUGGUAAGACUUUGGCAGUAGAAGAUUUUGCCUCCAUCCUGUGAAAGCCAGUUGAGUGUGUGAAUUUGCAGCUUAAGAUGACUCCUUCCAUUAUUCACAUUGAAAGAAUUUGAGUUGUGCAUCCAUAGUAAUUGUCCAAAAGAAAUGGUUUAUAUUUCACUUGUGUUGCCUUAAUUUUGAAAAAAAAAAUAGCACAAACUGAGCAAUCUUGUUGGCUGCCAAGUGGAACUUAGUUUACUGAAAUUCUCUGAACAUCAUGUCCAUCAUCUCGGCAUGCUCACCCUUUCCUUGAGCUCACCACUAGUGGGGAAAAAAAAUGGUGCUAUACGACUCUGAAUGGGUCACGUGACUGGUCAUGCUGACUCCGAGAUCAUAUCGGAAUAAUCUUGAUAUAUGCAGAUAUUAUACAAAACUUUACUACCAGUGUAAUAAUGAUGAAAACAAAUAAAUAAAAUCCUGCAGCCUUGCAAGGACGAGGUCAGCAAUACUUCUCUGCAUGGCGUGGUGGAACGGGACAUAUCUCGUUGUGUGUAGCUAUAGGAGCAUGACAAUGUGUCCAUGCUGGUCAUUUUUUUUUUCCUUUGAGAAAAAUAGUUAAACUGAAGCAUUAGAUAUUUAAUAUUUUUAUGGGGCUGUUACAUUACCUGCCACCUCUUGAACAUGUUCAAUUUUUAUAUACUGUUGUGCAGUAGAGGUUACAUCACGUCGUUGUUCAGACCGAACCAAAGAUGCCUCCAGCCAUGAUCUAAUGCUGCUGUGAAUUAAGCCUGCUUUCCAGUCCUUCAAGGCUACUGCAGGAGGUUUUAACAAUUUGUUUUUUAUUUUUGUACAAUUUCUAACUGGUUUUGCUAGUAACAUUGAUUCAAUUAAGUUUAAUUUGAAGAUUCUCAAUGAGCACUGUUGAACAUUGAUGACUGGUAACUUUGCCAUGCAGUGGCUGUAUCGAAGAAGACCCAUAGUGUGCCUCUCAGACCUAAGGGUUUCUUUAAUCUGUAUCUUAGAGACCAGCAAGAAAUCUUUAUACUAAAGAUGUGUUUAAUUAUUUUUACCAUUGUUGUUUGAACUCUUGUUUCUUAAUUUUACUCUGGACCCAGUAACUGCACUGGUUGUCAAUCGCACUGAGAGAGCGAGAGAGUUGUGUUUCAAACUUUUGUAACAACACAUGUAUGACAGUUUUUGUACAUUGAAAUUGAUUCUUUUCAGAAUUUUUGGAUCUAGUUUCUAAGUUAUUUUAGUGUUUUUUUUAUAUGUUAAAAAUGAGAUGAGUUAACACUGUCACCAGCAGACUGAUUUACCUACUGAUGCUACAGUGAUGUUGGGUUGACGGCUACCUGGUGUAGCUUGUGCCCAAAUUUUUUUUUUUCUUGUUAGUAACUGUUAAAUAAUGGCACCACAGUAUAUGUGAAGAACCCCCUUCCAUUAUGACUAGAUCUUCCUUCCACAUUAAAAUUUUGCAAU
This is a messenger RNA of Carcharodon carcharias (great white shark), 4923 nucleotides long. RefSeq names its product AMME syndrome candidate gene 1 protein homolog. The transcript has 6 exons. Lineage: Eukaryota; Metazoa; Chordata; Chondrichthyes; Lamniformes; Lamnidae. Bases 33 to 845 code for a protein of 270 amino acids. The record is from RefSeq and is a predicted model, not a curated record.